UUCCACUUUACUCCCCUCCUUCACGCGCUAACUUCAAAAACUAAUGUUUAAAAUUAAAUCAACCGCCUACACUCACUCAUUCCCAUGCUUCUCUCUUCCCCCUCUCUCUAACUAUGGCUUCUCAGCUUCUCCAUUCCCCACGCGCCACCGCGCACCAGCCCAAGCUCCCGCUUCGUUUCACCACUACCUUACUGGCACACCGCCAGAUCAAUCCUCGAACUGGACGAACCAGAGUGAAGGUUAGGGCCUUAAAUGGAGGAGAUUCCUACCUCGACAUGUGGAGGAAUGCACGAGAUCGCGAGAGGAAGGAUAUCGAGUUCCAAAAAAUCGCCGAAACGUUGGUGGAUUCUGAUGCUGCUGGUGAUGAUAACAAUGUUGGCGGAGAGGAACUCGAUAAAAAAAAUGAGGAGUUCCAGAAGCUCCUGGAAGUUUCUAAGGAGGACCGUGACCGGGUUCAGCGUAUGCAGGUGAUUGACCGUGCUGCUGCGGCUAUCGCGGCGGCUCGCUCGCUCCUCGAGCAGAAAAAAGAGUCUUCCGUCAGCAGUAGGAGUGGUGGUGCAAGUUCUGUUGUGAAGAGUGAGAGUAGUGGAGCAAAUUCUGGCGUGCAGAAUGAGAGUGGUGGGUCCAAUUCUGUCGUGAAGAAUGAGACUGGUGGGCCAAUUGGGGUGCCUCAAGGAGGAACGCAGAAUGUUAGCAUCUUCGUGCCUCGAUCAGAAACUUCUGGAAAAGGAACGCCAGGUCCCGAUUUUUGGUCCUGGACCCCCCCUCAAGACAGUGAUGGAAAUUUGGAUGAUGUAAAUGACUUGAAAAUGGCUAGGAAAUCUACUGUCUAUCCUUCGACAAACACCGUGACAGAGAAAACACGAUCCAUGGAUACUCUUCCAAUUCCAUUUGAGAGUAAACUUUCUGACACCAACCACGUCCCUCUUCCUCCUUUUCAGUCUCUGAUUGAUGUUCUAAAAGAAAAUGUUUCUGAGGCCAGUCCAGAGGCACCUUCCUUAAAGGAAGAACACGAACUUGGUGCUCUGUCUUCAGCCCACGCAGCAGAAGCGGCAGAUGCUCUUGACAAGGUUGAUGAAUUAUCCACUCAGGGAGUGUAUCCAGAUGGUUUAAGGUGGUGGAAGGAGACAGGAAUCGAGCAAAGACCUGAUGGUGUGAUUUGCAGAUGGACAAUGACCAGGGGUGUUAGUGCUGAUAAAAAAGUUGAGUGGCAAGAGAAGUUCUGGGAGGCAGCUGACGAGUUAGGUUACAAGGAACUUGGUUCGGAGAAGUCAGGACGUGAUGCAACGGGUAAUGUUUGGCGUGAGUUUUGGAUGGAAUCAAUGAGGCUGGAGUCUGGCAUUAUGCAUCUUGAGAAAACUGCAGAUAAGUGGGGAAAGAACGGAAUAGGUGAAGAGUGGCAAGAGAAGUGGUGGGAACAUUAUGAUGCCUCUGGUCAAUCAGAAAAAUGGGCCCACAAGUGGUGUAGCCUUGACCCAAACACACCCCUUGAUGUUGGUCAUGCUCAUGUUUGGCAUGAAAGGUGGGGUGAAAAAUAUGAUGGACAUGGUGGCAGCAUUAAGUACACAGACAAAUGGGCUGAGCGGUGUGAAGGUGAUGGUUGGGCGAAGUGGGGUGACAAAUGGGAUGAAAAUUUUGAUCCAAAUGGUCAUGGUGUCAAGCAGGGGGAGACAUGGUGGGAAGGUAAGUAUGGAGACCGCUGGAAUCGUACUUGGGGUGAGGGUCACAAUGGAUCUGGAUGGGUUCACAAGUAUGGAAAGAGCAGCAGUGGGGAGCACUGGGACACACAUCAGCAGCAAGAUACAUGGUAUGAGAGAUUCCCACACUAUGGCUUUUAUCACUGCUUUGACAACUCAGUUCAGCUCCGGGAAGUUCGGAAACCUUCCGAGUUUGUUGAACCAUAAUUCCUGAAGAGUCUUCAAAUAUUUAUAUACAUUUCUUUUUUGGUGGAAAGGAAGUAUAAAGGAAGUCGUAUGUAAUACAUAGUUAAUAGUUCCUUCCUAAGAAAAUAGUUUUUAACAUGAAUAAUAGGGUUUUUUUCUUGAACAUUUAGUGCUUUGGCACGUUGCAGAUUAACUUGUGAACAGAUCUUUAUCCCCUCGUUGAUCCGUCUAAUGUAAUGCCUUGGCUUUAGCUUUGUAGCUUAUCCGAUCUUAAAUUGGGCAUCUGGAUGGUGGGGAAUUAAUAAACAUCCCAAAUAAGUUAUUUGACUAAA
Messenger RNA from Pistacia vera, 2215 nucleotides. RefSeq lists its product as uncharacterized. The coding region runs from base 114 to 1904 and encodes 596 amino acids. Gene Ontology annotation, biological process: regulation of starch metabolic process; starch metabolic process. The transcript has 4 exons. Gene Ontology annotation, cellular component: chloroplast stroma; starch grain. Lineage: Eukaryota; Viridiplantae; Streptophyta; Magnoliopsida; Sapindales; Anacardiaceae. The record is from RefSeq and is a predicted model, not a curated record. Gene Ontology annotation, molecular function: starch binding.